Molecule: messenger RNA, 5841 nt
Organism: Macrosteles quadrilineatus (aster leafhopper)
Lineage: Eukaryota; Metazoa; Arthropoda; Insecta; Hemiptera; Cicadellidae
Product: E3 ubiquitin-protein ligase MIB1-like
Exons: 10
Coding region: 165-3176 (1003 amino acids)
Biological process (GO): protein ubiquitination
Cellular component (GO): cytoplasm
Molecular function (GO): zinc ion binding; protein binding; ubiquitin-protein transferase activity
Source: RefSeq, a predicted model, not a curated record
UGUGUGCUACUGCUAAUAGUAAAACUGCCAAGCUAGCUAUCCAUUUUAUUUUGGACUGAGGUUGCUUAAAUAAAUUAUUUAACCGAUGUUACAGUGUUCUAAGGUAGGCCUACCAUAUCCUAAGCUUACCACUACAAGCAUGUUAAGGUUGUGACAAUUCCAAAAUGGAUGCUAAUGCUGGCAAUCGCACCACCCGCUUCAUGAUGGAAGGAGUGGGGGCUCGUGUGAUACGCGGACCUGACUGGAAAUGGGGUAAACAAGAUGGUGGGGAAGGGCAUGUGGGGACGGUUCGUAACUUUGAAAGCCCAGAGGAAGUGGUUGUGGUGUGGGACAAUGGAACAGCAGCUAACUACAGAUGUUCAGGGGCUUACGACCUUCGUAUCCUGGACAGUGCUCCUACUGGAGUAAAGCACGACGGGACCAUGUGUGAUAUGUGUCGACAUCAACCGAUCUUCGGCAUCCGGUGGAAGUGUGCCGAGUGUGCCAAUUACGAUCUUUGCUCAAUCUGCUAUCACGGAGACAAACAUCCGCUGAGGCAUAGAUUCUACAGAAUCACUACCCCUGGCAGUGAGCGGGUGCUUCAAGAGCCGAGAAGGAAAAGUAAAAAGGUGGCAGUACGAGGUAUUUUUCCUGGGGCAAGAGUUGUACGAGGAGUUGACUGGCAGUGGGAGGACCAGGAUGGGGGAAACUUACGACGAGGGAAGGUUAACGAGAUACAGGAUUGGUCUGCGGCCUCGCCUCGGUCAGCUGCUUACGUUGUGUGGGACAACGGUGCAAAGAACCUCUACAGGGUUGGCUUCGAGGGAAUGGCUGACCUUAAAGUGGUGAACGACGCCAAAGGACAGACUGUCUACAAGGAUCAUCUCCCGUUGCUUGGAGAACAAGGUCCAGGCAGGGCAGGACCUCACGGACUACAGAUCGGAGAUCAGGUGAAUGUUGAUCUAGAGCUAGAGAUUGUACAGUCUCUACAGCACGGCCACGGCGGCUGGACUGACGGAAUGUUCGAAUGUCUGGGGUCGACUGGCACAGUGGUGGGGAUAGACGAGGACCACGACAUAGUCGUCAGCUACCCCAGUGGCAACCGGUGGACGUUCAACCCCGCAGUGCUCACCAAGGUGGCGGUGGCAGUUGCCUCAACCAGCACUGCAGACAGUCAGACAGUGUUUGCCGUCGGAGAUCUUGUGCAGAUUUGCUCAGACUUGGAGAGGAUCAAGAUUCUGCAGCGUGGACAUGGGGAGUGGGCAGAGGCCAUGGCCCCUACAUUGGGAAAGAUAGGGCGUGUACAGCAGAUUUACCAUGACAACGACCUGAAGGUUGAAGUCUGUGGAACUUCAUGGACCUACAAUCCAAUGGCAGUAACAAAAGUGGCAUCUUCAGAUGGAACAAUGCAUGGAAACUCCAGUGGAGAACGAUUGAGUGCUCUCUUGAAGAAGUUAUUUGAAACUCACGUCUCAGGAGAUGUCAAUGAAGAGUUGGUAAAAUCGGCUGCUAACGGAGACGCACAGAAAGUGGAAGAAUCGUUGAAGAGAAUGGAUGCUGAUGUGAAUGGGGUAUUUGGAGGUCACACAGCUUUGCAGGCUGCGAGUCAAAAUGGACAUUUGGAAGUAAUCAAAAUCCUUUUAAGGUACCAAGCUGAUGUUGAAGUCGAAGACAAGGAUGGGGAUAGAGCUGUUCACCAUGCUGCUUUUGGAGAUGAGCCCGGUGUGAUGGAGCUUCUGGCUCACGCUGGAGCUGACUUGAACGCUAGGAACAAGAGACGUCAAACAGCUCUUCACAUAGCGGUCAAUAAAGGUCACGUCGGAGUUGUGAAAACGUUACUCGAACUUGGCUGUCACCCGAGUCUGCAAGACUCUGAAGGAGACACUCCUCUACAUGAUGCGAUAUCCAAGAAACGAGAUGACAUGCUGACCCUUCUUCUUGACCACAAUGCUGAUAUAAUGUUGACCAACAAUAACGGUUUCAAUGCUCUUCACCAUGCUGCAUUAAGAGGUAACCCGAGUGCAAUGUGGAUUCUAUUACUGAAGUUGCCAAGAAGGUGGAUUGUAGAUGAGAAGAAAGACGAUGGGUACACAGCAUUGCACUUGGCCGCUUUGAACAACCAUGUGGAAGUGGCAGAGCUGCUGGUACACCACGGGAAGGCCAAUAUGGAUUUGCAAAAUGUAAAUCUUCAGACUGCGUUGCAUCUCGCUGUAGAAAGGCAGCACACACAGAUUGUCAGAUUGUUGGUCAGAGAAGGUGCGGAUUUGAAUAUUCCUGAUAAAGACGGAGACACUCCUCUACAUGAAGCUCUGAGGCAUCACACUCUUUUCCAGUUGAGGCAGCUUCAAGACGUACAAGACGUGGGAAAACUCUUGGUCGGCCUGGGGAGUCAAGGAGCAGACAAAAAGAGUUCUGCAAGUAUCGCUUGUUUUCUGGCUGGUAACGGAGCAGAUUUAGGUGUAAAGAAUAAAAAGGGUCAAACUCCACUGGACCUUUGCCCCGACCCGAACUUGUGCAAGGCUUUAGCGAAAUGCCACAAGGACAAAAACACAGAUCAGAUCGAACCUAGAAAUCCCGAUGACAACAACGAAGACAUCACCGACGAGUGUUUGGUCUGCUCAGAUCUGAAACGUGACAUGUUGUUCAAACCGUGCGGCCAUGUCGCAUGCUGCUCUGUCUGUGCGCCAAGGGUAAAGAAGUGUUUGAUAUGUCGGGAGCACGUCGCGAACCGGUCAAAAAUUGAAGAAUGUUUACUAUGUGCCUACAAACGUGCCAGUGUUCUCGUCAAGCCUUGUGGUCACAUGGUGGUCUGUGAGUGUUGUGCACCCUUGAUCAAAAAGUGUGUCCAUUGCCGAGCUCACAUAGAAUCCAUGGUCCCCUUCAACGUGUGCUGCGGUGCGCCGGGCGAGUCGACAGAGAUCAGCAAUGAAGUGGUGGAGGAGUCAACGUCAGUCACGUCCCCGACGGAGCCUGUGCUGAUGAACAACGGAAGCAGAGACACUUCUAACUCCGACAUACAGAAACUGCAGCAGCAGCUGCAAGACAUCAAGGAGCAAACAAUGUGUCCUGUUUGUCUUGACAGACUGAAGAACAUGAUCUUCCUCUGCGGCCACGGAACAUGUCAGAUGUGCGGAGACCGAAUGUCAGAGUGUCCCAUCUGUAGGAAGGCUGUAGAGAAACGAAUCCUCCUCUACUAAGGUUACACUUCUGGAACAUCACGGGAACCAGUGGAACAUAUCGGAUUUCCUAAUACAGUAUGCUACUGUAGUUCAGAUAGAAUUUUGCUGCCACACUUGACAGUAGGCAGAUAGUUUGCGGUCAAACUAAACAAAAACAUAGCUUUCAACAGUCAACUGAUUCUUAUUGCAUACUAAUUAAUGGGUAUGUUUAAAAAUCAAGUUGUAAUAUACUGUUUGCCACACUACACAGUAAGCAGCUGGUGCCUGGUCUAUUUGUAAACAGGAAGGCCAUUGUUUACAGAAAAUCAGCUGAAGUCCAGUCAAUUUACCAAGCACACUCAAAAAGGGAAAGAAUGAGUUUCUUCUGUAGGUUCCCAAUGAAGCUACACAGUAAAUAUUAGACAGGCACAAUGACAACUUUGAUGAAAAAUACUAGAUAGGUGCAAAAACGUGAACUUUUUAAGUUGAAUAGUCGGUUAAAAUGUUGUGUUUAAAUAUUGUGUAUUUGUUGCUUGUAAUGUGGCGAAAAGUAUCGUAAGUGACUCUCAUGGGAAUGGCCUUUUUAACGGUACUUUCAUGGAAUACUGCAAACUGUCACACUUGUACUGUAAACACUUACUUCCAGGCCUUGUGGUGUAAUAUACCAUUUCACCAUUUCGUAGUAUUUUGCCUUGAACCUAGAUGAACUAUGGUAAGCAUUGAUGCAGAGCGUGUUAUGUUUCCUCAACGUAGAGGAGUUGUAUAUGUAUGUCUUUCUCCUGUCUCUUCUGAAGAUUCGAGUUUAUAAAAUAGAAUGUAAUGAUGCCAUUGUAAAUAAUAAUAAGAUGCCUAUGCUAGAUGGUUAACCAACUUUUCAGACAGAUUUCUGCCAUCUGACUGAAAUUGAAUGUUUUUGUAAUGCACGUUGAUAAAAUCACUACCUAUCGAAAAUAAUAUUUACCUUUGGAAUGUUAUACUGCUUUUGUAAUUGUAUUAUAUUAACUAAUAUUAAGUAUAUUGUUUUAAUUUAUAACUAUACACCUUUACAGUUGCAGAUUUUUGUUGUAGGCCUAUCACCCACUAAUUUAUUAUGAUUUUAAAAGUGUUUAUUUAUCUUAUAUAAUUACUAUGCCAAAGCCAAGUAACAUUGUUUCCCACACUACACUGUAAGUAGCCAGUUUCUGAACCCGUUGUAGAUGAAAAAGUCGUUUACAGAAAGGGACCAGUGAAGUGAGCUGGAGUUUGGUAAAUUUACCAAUAACUUUUGCGUGCAACUUCCACAAACUCUCAAAGGAGCUAAGAUAAUAUAUAUUGGACAGGAUUAGCCAGACCCAUUGCACUUUUACAAAUUAAUAAGUUUUGGAAAGGUUUACAAAACGUUUUUAGGGCACUGUAUAUAUUAAACAUUGCUGUGUAUGGGUUGUGUUUUACUCAUCCUGUAUAUUUGUAGCUGGAAGUUUGGCAAAAAUGUUAAUGGGAAAGUUAUUUACAGUAUUCUUAAACUAUCAUGCUUGUACCGUAAAAAUCUACCCACCAACCUUGUAGCAUUAUACUAUUUUCUAUUUGUUGUUCUCCAGCUCUUAUUACAUGUAAAAAGAUUAUUAUGUUGGUCUAUUAUUUUACUAAAAUCAGUUGUUCAUGUAUGCUUUGGAAUGGUUGAAAUUUUGCUAUUACUAGGAAGUGUUCAGUGAUUUGUAAAUAGCCUGCUGUAUUAUAACAUUUAACAGUAAUAUGUUUAAAUAUAUUUUUAUAAAAUUAAGUUUAGUUUAUUAUUAAUUUUCUUCUUUCUUAGAAUAUAAUUAAAACUUAUUAACUUAAGGUUUUCGCACCAAAUUUGCCGAUAAGUGCACUUGUUACUUGUAGUAAAAAUAACUCUUCUGGUAAAUAAAACAUACACAAAAUAUCACAGAACAGUAUUCAUAGUAGCCGACUUUUUAUAACCUAACGCAUUUAAUAAUUUACUCGUAAAAAUUGCUGCUAUCUUAAGUGCUUUCUUAAUGCUUUAAAAACUUAACACCUUUGAACAUUUGGCUCAAACAUUAUACUAUUAGUUCUUUGAUUUUUAUUUGAAAACCAUUAAUUCAUCUUCCACUUUAAGCCUUUAAAAAAAACAUUGCCACAAACAAAUUGAGAACCUCCUCCUUUUGUUGGUAGUGCAGAAGUCAGAAAAAAAACACUCUUAAUUUUUACAGUCUUCUGCUGAAUGCUGUUCUUUUAUAUGUAACAAUAUUUUUAUUUUUUUAACCCCAUUGUUUUUGACAGACAUAAAGACAUUGACUUGAGAUACUGAAAGUAGACUUUCCAUUUGGUUGUAACAUUUCUGGCAGGUACCUAUUAGUGUGAUUUGAUGCAUGAAAACUACAAACUUUGGUUAAAAUAGUUUAAUAAUUAUUUCCCAAUGGGAUGUUAUACAUGUAGUAUUUACAGAUAGAUCUGCCUGAAAAUAAAAAAGCUCUCCAACUCUAAAUUUUUCAUCAUCAAAACAAUUGUCAACGAUUAAUUGGAAAUUCACAAACAAUUUGCGAAUUUGUAUAACGGACUUCAAACUAUUACGACACCAUACUUUUUUAUUAAACUUCAUGGCAAAGAGUUGGUUCUACUUGUUACUGCGUUUUUUCUUUAUAUAGAGGUUUAUAUUUAUUUAUGUAUCAUAUUGUAGCUGUAUUUUUCUUUUAUAGUUCAAAAUAAACUAUUUAUAAAGUUU